Molecule: messenger RNA, 1591 nt
Organism: Rotaria sp. Silwood2
Lineage: Eukaryota; Metazoa; Rotifera; Eurotatoria; Philodinida; Philodinidae
Source: the annotation of a GenBank genome assembly
AUGGAUGCACCUAUAGUCUUUGAAGAUACUUUAUUAAAGAGUGAGAAAGUUGAGAUUUCAUUUGUUACCUCGAAUAAAGGUAAUCCAUUAAUUCUAUGUGAUAAUUACUUAUUUCGAUGCAAUAAAACAACAGCUCGGAAAAAAUAUUGGAUGUGUACUGAAAAAGGUUGUAGUGUAUAUGUGCAUACAACUCUUAACAAGGAAUUGAUAUGUUUAAACGGUGUUCAUAAUCAUCUUUCAAGUCCAGAACAACUAGAAGCUAAACUUUUACGAGACAAAAUGAAAGAACGAAUAUUAACUGAAACAAUAUCCAUUACAAAAAUCUAUGAUGAAGAAAUAGUGAAAGCGAAGCUUUCAAAAGCAGCAGCAGCAAUUUUACCAACUGUUAUCGAAUAUCGAUCUAAUAUGAGUAAAGCACGUCGAAAAAUCACACCUGUUAUACCAUCAACUGUUAUGUUCGAAAUUCCAGAGUUAUAUCAACAAACACUUUCAAAUGAACGAUUUUUAACAAUUGAUUUGUUUCUUAAACGUGGUCAAGAUAGAAUUCUUGUCUUUGCAAGUGAUCAACAAUUAGAAUUAUUAUUUGAAAGUGAUACAAUUUUUAUGGACGGUACAUUUGAUACAUCACCAGCAAAUUUCAAACAAGUGUACUUGAUACAUGUUCAUAAAUUUGGCCAAGGUUUACCAGUUGCUUUUUGUCUUUUACCAAAUAAACGUGGAAAAACGUAUACUGCACUUAUGGAACAAUUAAAAGAACAAGCUAAUAUUAUGGGGAAACAAUUUAAUCCAAAACGGAUUGUAACUGAUUAUGAACCUGGUUUAAUGCCUAUACUUGAACAAGAAUUUCCUAAAGCACUUCACUCUGGUUGUAUGUUUCAUUUCAAUCAAGCGAUUCAUCGAAAAAUUACAGCUUUGGGUUUAUCGAAUGAUUAUUUACACAACGAAAGUAUUCGUGAUCAAUGUCGCCAGCUAAUGGCUUUAAGUCUCAUGCCGAUUAAUGAAGUGGAGAAUCAAUUUAUACGUUUACAAACAAUUAUGUCAACAUCAUUAGGUGAUUUACUACUUUACUUCAAGCACCAGUGGAUGUAUGGUGUUGUUCCUAUUGAAAUGUGGAAUUUUCAUAAUGUUGAUCAUCGAACUAAUAAUACAUCAGAAGCUUAUAACCUUCGUUUCGCAACUCGAUUGUCCAGAAAACAUCCAAAUAUUUGGAGUUUUAUACAAUUAAUUCAAUGUGAACAUGUUCGUUUUGAACAUAUAUCGAUACAACUUGAUGCUGGAGCAUCUACACCAAAACAGUCGAAAAAAACAAAAGCUUUUCAAAUGAAAUUCAAUAAUCUUCAAGAAAGAUUUCUGAAGAAAGAAAUGAAUUGUAAUCAAUUACUAACGGGUUUAUCAUUGUUAAUUGGAAACAAAAAAAAAUAGUAUCAACCUUAUUAUAUAUCACCAUUAUUUUAUUUUUCACCAAUAAAAGAUAGCACAUAAUAUACGCCGAAAGAAUACGAUAAUAAUUUCUAUUUUUUUCGACAUUUUCCUCUUUCGAAAUUUUCUCUUCGCUGUUUUCCUCUUCCAUCUUUUCCUUUCGACAUUUUCC